Malassezia restricta is the source of this 684-nucleotide messenger RNA. Its product is annotated as mitochondrial import inner membrane translocase subunit TIM23. Gene Ontology annotation, biological process: protein import into mitochondrial matrix. The record is from RefSeq and is a predicted model, not a curated record. The transcript has a single exon. Gene Ontology annotation, cellular component: mitochondrial inner membrane; TIM23 mitochondrial import inner membrane translocase complex. Gene Ontology annotation, molecular function: transmembrane protein transporter activity. NCBI's taxonomy places the organism in Eukaryota, Fungi, Basidiomycota, Malasseziomycetes, Malasseziales, Malasseziaceae. Bases 1 to 684 code for a protein of 227 amino acids.
AUGUGGCCGUUUUCAUCGUCGAGCGAGCGCGCUGCGCCGCCGGCCACGGCCGACGUGCCUGCGUCGAACGAUGCGACAGAGUAUCUGCGCACACACUCUUUUGAAAAAAGCGCGCCUGCGGAUGCUGCGACGCAUCAGGAAGCGCCCACGGCGGCAGGUCUGCUGCGCAACACGGCCCUGGACCCUGCCAAGCUGCACCCCUUUGCCAACAUCAAGGACGACCUGGAGUACCUCGACUUUGACGAGGGAAAGCCGAUUGAGGGCGGCAAAACGCUGAUACAUACCAACAACUUCACAGACGCGCUGUGCUAUGGCACAGGCACGACAUAUGCCGGUGGCCUGGCUCUGGGUGCUUUGGUGGGUCUGCGUGAAGGCAUGACGCGCCCGCUUGGCGUUGACUCACCGACGUUCCGCCUGCGCAUGAAUGCGAUUCUGAAUCAGGUAUCGCGCCGCGCCUCGCUUUUGAGCAACAGCGGCGGCGUGCUGGCCAUGACAUAUAAUAUCUUCGACGGCACGAUUGACUACUACCGCGGCAAGCACGAUAUAUGGGGCAGCGUCGCCGCAGGUGCGCUGACCGGUGCCAUGUUCCGAUGCACGGCCGGCGUGCGCUCGAUGCUCGUGUCGAGUACCAUCAUGAUGGGCGUCGCGGCUACGUGGACGGCAUGUAAACAGUCUUUCCUAUAG